Drosophila willistoni is the source of this 1283-nucleotide messenger RNA. RefSeq lists its product as uncharacterized. The transcript has a single exon. Lineage: Eukaryota; Metazoa; Arthropoda; Insecta; Diptera; Drosophilidae. The record is from RefSeq and is a predicted model, not a curated record. The coding region runs from base 401 to 988 and encodes 195 amino acids.
UACUGAGGCAAAAAGCAUUAAACACACAGAUCAAAAUUCAAUUGUAUGAAAUUCAAAAUUUGUCACGUCUCACAGUUUCCGGAUAACAAAUUAAUCAAAAAUCAUCUCUCGACAACAAAACAAAAAAAAAAACAAGAAAAACAGAAAACGCAAAAAAAAGGCAGCCCAUUUUAGAUUUGGUUCUUAUGCCGGUUCCUAUGAUCUUUGAGGUAUUCCUACAGUUCUACUUGAUGCGUCAAUGCGAGGUGCAUAUCUAUUUUUUGCGUCUGAGUGUGACUGUUAUCAAUCAAGUUGGGGCAUCGAUUGAGGAGGCAACUGCAACGGCUGUUUAACAUCAAGGACAAGAACAAGGACUUUUCAGUGAAUUCAUUUUAGCAUCGAAGGGUGGGCGUUAGUCAUCAUGUCGGAGCCUGGACACACUAAUGGAUUUCUUGAGUAUUAUGAAUAUAUUAUGCCCGGAACUUAUCAAUAUCCUGUGGCAUUAAACACGCAAACAUUCAAUGCCUAUUUGGGGGAUGACGAUUUUAUGAUGUCCUCGUAUGUGCCAGUUGCCAAUACAGUUGCAUAUAUGCCGAGUCCAAGUCCAUAUGGAAUAAUUUCCUAUUUCAACGAACUGCCUUGUCCUCAGCGAGCAGUUUAUGUGGUACAGGAAGAGGAUGUUCAUGUAAGGGAAGAGCCAAUAGGGAUGCAUUUGCAAUAUAAUCAAUUGGUCCAGGCGACUGCCCAAAAACCGACUCUCACUAUGGAUGAUGAUGAGGAUGACCAAGUAGAAGACGAUGGCGAUAUGGACAAUUAUCAGGAGCAGCAGGAGCAGCCCCUUCAUCCUAAUCUAAGCCAAUGCAUUAGCCCUGAAAUUACAACAGAAACAAUGGACAAGAAUGAAAGGAAGCCAAAGACUCAAGGCAAACGCAAACGCAUCUAUCAGGCUGAACAGGGUUAUCUGGUCGAGGAACCAUCAAGCGAACCAUCCGACGAAGUUAUAGAAUAAGCCCAAUUUCAAUGUCCUGAACACUGUUGCGUUUAUUUUUGAUCAAAUUUCAUUCCAGUUGACAUUUUCAUUACCCCGUUGCAUUUCGAAUACGAGCAAUUUUUGAUUUGUGCAGAGAGAUGACCACAAGAAACGAUGACCAAGAGACAUGCUAACCCAUAGACCUAAUGAUCCGAAACAAUAACAAUAAGAAUUUCACAGGGUGCUAACUAUUAUUUGCCCGUACAUAACUACUCAUGUAUGUACUUUUGUAACGAAUUGUACAAAUUGUUCGUUUUUCAAUUUUGUUGCAACU